AUGUCGAAUCCAAAUAAUGCAAAAGAAAAGUUUGAAGAAAUUGCAAAAAAAAAUCAAGAAAAUAUACGACGGCUUAUAUCAACUGAGAAUUAUCAAUUGAAUUCUGAUACAGCUGAUGACAGAAAACUUAUUGAAGAAGUAUUAAAUAAAACAAAAAGUUCAUUUAAUGCUGAAUCAUCGGAUGAUCUUGGUCGUACUUAUCAAUAUUUAAUAGAUUCUUUAUCAUCAGAUGCUAAUAUAUGUUUAAUAUGUAUUGAUCUAAUACAAAAAACUGACGCAAUUUGGAAUUGUUCAUGUUGUUAUUCACCAUUUCAUAUAGUUUGUAUACAAAAAUGGAUUAAAGAUGGCGUAUAUCAAUCAUUGGUAAUAAAUAAUAAUGAAACAAACAGUUGGCAUUGUCCAAAAUGUCGAACUGAAUUUGAUCAAAAAGAUACGCCGAAACGUUAUUUAUGUUAUUGUCAUAAAGAAAUCGAUCCUCAGUUUGAUCCAUGGUCAAUUCCACAUUCAUGUGGACAAACAUGUGGAAAACGAUUAAUACCUGAAUGUGGUCAUAUAUGUUUAUUACUGUGUCAUCCUGGACCAUGUCCACCAUGCCCAAAACAAAUAAAUGUUCGUUGUUAUUGUAAUCAAUCUUGUCCAACAGCACGUCGAUGCGGUUUUAAAGGUUGGUCAUGUGGAAAAGCUUGUUCAAAAUUAUUAUCGUGUCAGCAACACCGUUGUGAACAAGUUUGUCAUACUGGAGAUUGUUUACCAUGCCAAAAAACAAGUAUUCAAUCAUGUCAAUGUGGGAAAACAAAAGCAGUACGAAAUUGUAAUGAAUUAAAUUUUCAAUGUGAUCAACUAUGCAAUCGAUUACUAAAUUGUCAUAUACACGAAUGUAAGCGUAUAUGUCAUAGAAAUGAAUGUGGAACAUGUCCUCGGCAGGGCAUAAGAACUUGUUCAUGUGGAAAAACAAAAUAUGAAAACUUGCCUUGUUCUGAAGACGCUCCAACAUGUGGUGAUACGUGUGAUAGAAAACUUGAUUGUGGUCUUCAUCGAUGUUUGCAUCGAUGUCAUACGGGUUCUUGUGAAUCAUGUCGACAAGUUAUCUUAAAGCGAUGUCGUUGUAGUUUAAAAGAAAAAUUAAUUCCAUGCUGUCAAGAAUAUCUCUGUGAAACAAAAUGUACUCGCAUGCGUUCAUGUGAUAAACAUCCAUGUAAACGAAAAUGUUGUGAUGGAAAUUGUCCUCCUUGUCAAACAGUGUGCGGUAAAACACUUAAUUGUCGUAAUCAUAAAUGCCUUAGUGAAUGUCACCGUGGCCAAUGUUAUCCGUGUACACAUAAAGCUAAUGUUACAUGUGCAUGUGGACAAACAUCAGUAAGUGUUCCAUGUGGUUGUGAAAAACAAACUCGAAAACCACGUUGUAAUAAAUUAUGUUUAAAACCAUCAGAUUGUCAUCAUGCAGAACGUGAACCACACUUAUGUCAUUUUAAUGAUUGUCCAGAUUGUAAACAACAAUGUAAUUUAUCAUUAAAAAAUUGUUCACAUUUAUGCUCAGCAACAUGUCAUGAUUCAGUUAUGGUGAAAGAAGAAGUCAAUUCAUCAAAUACACCAUGGGGAAUGAAAGAGAAAGAAAAACUGAUAAGAAAAUCUCUAACUUGCCCACCGUGUCAAGUUCCGACAACGGUUGAGUGUUUUGGUCAACAUACUUCUCGAGUCAUUCCAUGCUCCCAAGCACGCUCAUUCUGUUGUGGUCAAGUAUGCAGUCGUACAUUAAAAUGUCACAAUCAUUUAUGUAAUCGUCCAUGCCAUGUUGUUACUGGUGUAUCAAAUCAAACUGAUGCUGGUACGGAAUGUAUGCAAUGUGAAGAAAUGUGUACAAAAGAGCGACCACUAGGUUGUCAGCAUUCUUGUCCAUUAGCUUGUCAUCAAGAUAAAUGCCCACCAUGUAAACAACGUCUUCGAAUGAGAUGCCAUUGUAAUACACAAGUGAUCUAUAGUGAUUGUCAAACAUUUACAAAUGCAACUGAUGAAAAGAAAGAAAAAUUAAAAUCAUGUGGAAAACCCUGUUCAAAAAAACUUGCUUGUGGUCAUUUGUGUACUUAUGUAUGUCAUUCAGAUUCAUGUUCGUCUGUUUGUAGUUGUUCACAAUUAGUUCCAGUUCGUUGUGGAUGUAGACGUAUGAAUAAAGAGUUACUAUGUUGUGAUAUAAAUACAAUUAGAAACUAUCGAAUACCAUGUGAUGAAUUAUGUGCUGAAAUAAAAACGAAUCGAAUUGCAAUAUCAUCGAAUCCUCUUGUUGUUCAAUCGAUAGUUGAAGAAUCGAAACUUCCAACGGACAUCGAUAAAUCAUCAUUAAACAAUAGAAUGAAUCGAAAAAGUUCUUCUGGCGAAAAACCAACAACUAAUAAUCGAAAUGUGUCAGAAUCUCAACUUUCAAAUAAAGCGAUAUUAAUACCUACAAUACAACAAGCUAAAAUAACUAGUGAUCAAAAAAUUCAAUUAAGUCAACAAAUGCUUGAUGUCACUAAGCGACCAUCAAAACAUACUGAUCUAGCUUAUCAAAAAUAUGUCUAA
Messenger RNA from Rotaria socialis, 2556 nucleotides. Lineage: Eukaryota; Metazoa; Rotifera; Eurotatoria; Philodinida; Philodinidae. The record is from the annotation of a GenBank genome assembly.